Drosophila elegans is the source of this 568-nucleotide messenger RNA. It is a transcript of the gene Obp28a, whose product is annotated as general odorant-binding protein 28a. Gene Ontology annotation, biological process: sensory perception of smell. Gene Ontology annotation, molecular function: odorant binding. The transcript has a single exon. NCBI's taxonomy places the organism in Eukaryota, Metazoa, Arthropoda, Insecta, Diptera, Drosophilidae. Bases 27 to 464 code for a protein of 145 amino acids. The record is from RefSeq and is a predicted model, not a curated record.
CCGCAACCACAGACACAACACACAACAUGCAGCGUUCCCCAGUCUUGUUCAUCGUGGCAGCCGCCAUCCUUCUGGCCAUCGGCCUGGUGCACGGUUUUGACGAGAAGGAGGUCAUGGCUAAGUUCAUGGAGUCAGCCGAAGCCUGUAUGCCGGAAGUGGGUGCCACCGAUGCCGACAUGCAGGAGGUGGCCAAGAGGAUGCCCGCAUCCACCUAUGCUGGCAAGUGCCUGCGUGCCUGUGUGAUGAAGAAGUGUGGAGUAAUGGACGCCAAUGGCAAGAUGGAUAAGGCAGCCGGACAGGAGAAGGCCAAGCAGUACACCGGCAACGAUCCUGCCAAGCUAAAGAUGGCCGUCGAGAUCGCUGACACCUGUUCUGCCAUCAGUGUGCCGGAUGAUCACUGCGAGGCCGCCGAAACCUACGGCGCCUGUUUCAAGAGCGAGGCAAUCAAACACGGACUUGUGUAGUCCCUUCCACAACCAAUGACCUGGACAAGCAAUCACCGUUCCCUGGAAACGAAUAUACCUCCUAGUUCGAUAAGUCAAAUGAAAUAAACGUAUUCCAAAAAUCA